AUGUAUAGAACUAACUCCAUUCGUAUUCGCCACGUAUCCUUACCUCUGGUAACCAUUGGGACGGGACAGCAUCCUACGAGUCGUCGAAAGCACGAACGUAUCUCAGGUCCCACCAUUGGAGGAGGAACGUACUGGGGAUUGAUUCGACUCUUGACCAACAUUGAAGAGUUUGAAGAUUGUAUGCAGUUGGCGGAGCACGGGGAUCCCACCAAAGUUGACAUGAUGGUGGGAGAUAUCUAUGGCAAUAACCCCGAGGCGCUGGAAAAGCUGGGACUGCCGGCAGGCUUGGUGGCGUCGUCUUUUGGCAAAUUGGUGGCCAAGGAAGAUCCAGCCGCGGGCUUGACACAGGAGGACUUGGCUCGAGCGUUGCUGCUGAUGGUUACGAACAACAUUGGUCAGGUGGCCUAUUUGAUGCUCAGCUGA
This is a messenger RNA of Seminavis robusta, 423 nucleotides long. The record is from the annotation of a GenBank genome assembly. Lineage: Eukaryota; Bacillariophyta; Bacillariophyceae; Naviculales; Naviculaceae.